AUGACGAACCACCGUCUUUUCUUGCUUCAGAUUGCAAUAGGCAGUGGUUUUCACCACUCCAUAGCUCUGCGAUCCUCGUCCCCUCGCGCUCCCUGUCUCCCUCUCUCCCCGUCGCCCUCCCUGUCUCCCUCUCUCCCUGUCGCCCUCCAAUCCCUGUCUCCCUCUCUCCCCGUCGCCCUCGCUUUCCCCGUCAAUUCUCUCCCUGUCGCCCUCGCUUUCCCCAUCGCCCUGCCAUCCACCGCUCGUCGCCCUCGCCUUCCCUCCCGUCUCCCUUCCCAUCUUGCACACUGUUCACCCUACGUAUUUUCCCCCUACUACCUCUUUGUCCUCACUCAAAUAAUCGCCUUCCUUCCCCCCACUAAUACCCCCUCCCUGCUUCCCCCCAUCCCCUGCCCUGCUUCCCUCCAUCCCCCUCCCUGCUUUCCCCCAUCCCGUGCCCUGCUUCCCCCCAUCCCCUUCCCUGCUUCCCCCCAUCCCCUUCCCUGCUUCCCCCCAUCCCCCUCCCGCCUUCCCCCCAUCCCCCUCCCUGCUUCCUCCCAUCCCCUUCCCUGCUUCCCCCCAUCCCCUUCCCUGCUUCCCCCCAUCCCCUUCCCUGCUUCCCCCCAUGCCCCUCCCUGCUCCCCCCAUCCCCUUCCCAGCUUCCCCCCAUACCCUUCCCGCCUUCCCCCCGUCCCCCUCCCUGCUUCCCCCAGGCCCCUCCCUGCUUCCCCCCAUCCCCUUCCCUGCUUCCCCCCAUCCCCUUCCCGCCUUCCCCCCAUCCCCCUCCCUGCUUUCCCCCAUCCCCUUCCCUGCUUUCCCCCAUCCCCUGCCCUGCUUCCCCCCACCCCCCUCCCUGCUUCCCCCCAUCCCCUUCCCUGCUUCCCCCCAUCCCCUUCCCUGCUUCCCCCCAUCCCCUUCCCUGCUUCCCCCCAUCCCGUGCUAGGCUUCCCCCCAUCCACUUCCCUGCUUCCCCCCAUCCCCUUCCCUGCUUCCCCCCAUCCCCUUCCCGCCUUCCCCCCAUCCCCAUCCCUGCUUCAACCCCAUCCCCCUCCCUGCUUCCCCCCAUCCCGUGCCCUGCUUUCCCCCACCCCCCCUCCCUGCUUCCCCCCAUCCCGUGCCCUGCUUCCCCCCAUCCCCUUCCCUGCUUCCCCCCAUCCCCUUCCCUGCUUCCCCCCAUCCCCUUCCCGCCUUCCCCCCAUCCCACUCCCUGCUUCCACCCCAUCCCCCUCCCUGCUUCCCCCCAUCCCGUGCCCUGCUUCCCCCCAUUCCCUUCCCGCCUUCCCCCCAUCCCCCUCCCUGCUUCCUCCCAUCCCCCUCCCUGCUUCCCCCCAUCCCCCUCCCUGCUGCCCCCCAUGCCCCUCCCUGCUCCCCCCCAUCCCCUUCCCUGCUUCCCCCCAUCCCCUUCCCGCCUUCCCCCCAUCCCCUUCCCUGCUUCCCCCCAUGCCCCUCCCUGCUUCCCCCCAUCCCCUUCCCUGCUUCCCCCCAUCCCCUUCCCGCCUUCCCCCCAUCCCCCUCCCUGCUUCCCCUCAUCCCGUGCUCUGCUUCCCCCCAUCCCGUGCUAGGCUUCCCCCCAUCCCCUUCCCUGCUUCCCCCCAUCCCCUUCCCUGCUUUCCUCCAUCCCCUUCCCUGCUUCCCCCCAUCCCCUUCCCGCCUUUCCCCCCAUCCCCUUCCCGCCUUCCCCCCAUCCACCUCCCUGCUUCCCCCCAUCCCGUGCCCUGCUUCCCCCCAUCCCCUUCCCUGCUUCCCCCCAUCCCCUUCCCUGCUUUCUGCGACGGCACCAAAAAUGGCGAUACUCGCGAUGACGCCGCCGCUAUGCAACGAAGCCGACCACACAGCAGCACCGCCGAUGCUUCCGGUGCUUCCACCUGUGAUGUCGGAUCAAGCGGCGACGCAAAAUCUGGUUUCGGGAAACGUAAGGUUAGAUGGAGUGAUGCUUAA
Closterium sp. Yama58-4 is the source of this 1917-nucleotide messenger RNA. The record is from the annotation of a GenBank genome assembly. Lineage: Eukaryota; Viridiplantae; Streptophyta; Zygnematophyceae; Desmidiales; Closteriaceae.